AUGAUAUUAAAUUUAUUUUCUAUUUUUGACCCUCAAGUUUUAUGAAUUUCAAUUAAUUGAGUAUCUAGUUUAUUAAUUAUUUUAUUAAUUCCACAAAUUUAUUGAAUUUAUAAUUCUCGAUUUAGGUACAUAUUUAUGUUAUUUAUAUAUAUAUUGUGGUUAGAAUUUAAAGUUAUUUUGAAAGUUAAAUUUAAUUUAAAUAAUUUAAUUUAUGUAAAUUUGUUAUUUUUUUUUAUUUUAAUUAAUAAUUUUAUAGGGUUAUUUCCUUAUAUUUUUACUAGAUCGAGACAUUUAGUUUAUUCAGUAAUUUUUUCAUUAUCUAUAUGAUUUGGGGUUAUAUUAUUUGGUUGAUUUAAAAAUACAAAAUUUAUAUUAAUUCAUUUAGUUCCUCAAGGUACUCCAUUUUUAUUAAUAUUUUUUAUAGUAUUUAUUGAAUUAUUAAGAAGAAUUAUUCGUCCUUUAACUUUAUCUGUUCGUUUAGCGGCUAAUAUAAUUGCUGGUCAUUUAUUGUUAGUUUUAUUAAGAAGAUUUGUACCUAGUAGAUUUAUAAUAUAUUUAAUAGUUUUAUUUGUUCAAAUAUUAUUAUUAUUAUUAGAAACUGGAGUUUCAAUUAUUCAAUCUUAUGUUUUUGUUAUUUUAAUAAUUUUAUAUUUAAAAGAAACUAAUUAAUUAAUGAAUAAAUUUUUUCAUCCGUAUCAUUUAGUUACUGAGAGUCCUUGACCUUUAAUAGGUUCUUUAUCUUUAAUAAUUUUUAUAAUUGGUGUUGUAAAAUGAUUUAAUGAAUUUAAUAAUAAUUUAUUAUUAAUUGGUAGUUUAAGAUUAUUAUUUAUUUUAAUUCAAUGGUGACGUGAUGUAAUUCGUGAAAGAACUUUACAAGGUAAUCAUACUUUAAAGGUUUUAAAAAGAAUUCAAAUUGGUAUAAUUUUGUUUAUUUUAUCUGAAGUUAUAUUUUUUACAUCUUUUUUUUGGAGAUAUUUUCAUAUAUUUUUAUCUCCUAGUAUUGAAUUAGGUAAUAAUUGACCUCCUAAAGAAAUUUUAGUUUUUAAUCCUUAUAAUAUUCCUUUAUUAAAUACUUUAAUUUUAUUAAGGUCUGGGGCAAGAAUUACUUGAUGUCAUAAUUUAAUUUAUCAAGGGUUUGAUUGAAAAGGGUGUCAAGAAUCAAUUAAUUUGACUAUUUUAUUAGGGGGGUUAUUUAUUAUAUUUCAAUAUAAAGAAUAUUCUGAAUCAUUUUUUUCUAUUUCUGAUUCAAUCUAUGGUUCUGUUUUUUUUAUAAUAACUGGUUUUCAUGGGUUACAUGUAAUUAUUGGUGUUUUAUUUAUUAUUAUUUCUAUAAAUCGAUUAUUAAAUUUUCAUUAUUCAAAUUUUCAUCAUUUUGGGUUUGAGGCGGCUUCUUGAUAUUGACAUUUUGUAGAUUUAGUAUGAUUAUUUUUAUAUUUAUUUAUUUAUUGAUUAUCAUUUUAAUA
Molecule: messenger RNA, 1463 nt
Organism: Diachasmimorpha longicaudata
Lineage: Eukaryota; Metazoa; Arthropoda; Insecta; Hymenoptera; Braconidae
Product: ATP synthase subunit a-like
Exons: 1
Biological process (GO): proton motive force-driven ATP synthesis
Molecular function (GO): proton-transporting ATP synthase activity, rotational mechanism
Source: RefSeq, a predicted model, not a curated record